This is a messenger RNA of Diutina rugosa, 2892 nucleotides long. It is a transcript of the gene SEC2, whose product is annotated as guanine nucleotide exchange factor. Gene Ontology annotation, molecular function: guanyl-nucleotide exchange factor activity. NCBI's taxonomy places the organism in Eukaryota, Fungi, Ascomycota, Pichiomycetes, Serinales, Debaryomycetaceae. The record is from RefSeq and is a predicted model, not a curated record. The coding region runs from base 1 to 2892 and encodes 963 amino acids. The transcript has a single exon. Gene Ontology annotation, biological process: exocytosis. Gene Ontology annotation, cellular component: cell tip; Golgi to plasma membrane transport vesicle.
AUGGCCCUGCUCGAAGACCAGUUAACGGAGGAGGUGACACUGUUGUCCACCAAGUUGGUGGAGGCGGUGCAGAAACAGCUGGAAAUGGCCGACACCAUGCACAACUUGCAACGCGAGCUCGACCAGCUCCGCCUGGCGACGGCGCCCCUCCGCAAGCUGGACGAAAACUACCGCAAGUUGCUUCCCAAAUAUAACCGGGCUCUCGACGACGUCAGGGUGACGCGAGAAGCUAAGGCGGUGGCGGAAAAGGAGAACGCUAAGCUUAAGGCGGAAGUGGAAGACUUGACGGCGUCUUUGUUCAAUGAGGCCAACGAAAUGGUACUGAACGCGCUGAGAGAGGCGUAUAACUUUAAGGUGAAAAACCGCAAGUUGAUCGAAGAGCUUGAGGAGAAAGAUACCAUCAUCUUGUCGCUUCAGGAGAACUUAAAGGAAGUGAAACUGAUGCUUUAUAAGUUAGAAGACGAAAAGAAGCGCACCAGUCUUACUAGGGCCAACUCCCUUCAGCGGAUGGGGCUGGUACGACUGGUAAGAAGCGUGCUGGGAGAGUUUGUGCUGCCGGAACAACUAGCGUUGGACGAAGAGUUUUCUGACGACCACUCGGCGCUUAGCGAGCUUUUGUUUCUGCCGCUGGUACGGGCGGUCAGAGUCGAUUUGAACAACUACAACCACGAGUUCAAGGGGUUUGUCUAUACCAUUAUCCGCCCCGACUUCGCCUACGAGUUGUCCAACCUUAAGACCCUCCGCUUCUUCAAGAAGAUCUGGAACGAAGAAUUGGAAACGGCAAUCUCGCUGGUGCCUCAACAAACCCUGAUCAUCAAGAACUGGACGAGAACGAAGAACUUCUGGAGUACGGUGUGCGAUGGUCGCGCCAAGAUCGAACCAGUUAAGGGGAUCAACGAAAACUUCAAGUUGAGCUACCGCGGUAACACUCCCACCGCCGACUUGGCGCCGGUGGCCAUCAAGGACGCCUGUCUGUUCUGUGGCGAGCGCCGCGACGACAUGUUGGAACACGCCCGUCUUUACUACUUCAAGUUGUUAGGGGAAAGCGACGACGAUGUCGUCACCUCCUACCCCAUUUGCAACUACUGUACCUAUAAACUCCGCAACAUCUGCGACUUCUUUGCCAAGUUGCGCUUCAUCCGGUCCAACCUCAAGUUGGCACCUAACGCUGCCUUUGACGAGUUCGCUUUCGUCAACGCCGCCGCCAACUUCAACUUCAACCGCAACAAACUGGGCGACACCCUCGACCAGCUCACCUCCAACUCCAACUCCAAGGUGUUGGUGAACCUGAACCUGAAACGGAUACAUUUAGACCCCCACGAAGAAGCCAAGUUGCUUAAGAUGUACUUGGUGUUGUUAUACGUGCGCAACAAGAUCUUCUGGCUGAAGGUCGGGGUGUGGGACAUCCCCGAAGAACUCACCGAGUCCAAUAUCGAAGGCAUCCCCUUGGAAGAGUUUGAACGGUUCGCUCAGUUCCCUCAGGACUGGGUCCCCGCUGAUGGUAACGAGCCCUCCAGCAACCGUCUGAGCCAGCUGUUUCGCCGGCCGCUGGAGAUUAACCGCUCGCUGUCAGCCAUUGCCACUGAAGCUACUGCUGACCAUAUCACCCCUAAUGCUACUGGCAGCAUCCCUACUGCCUCAGAGGAAUCGUUGACGAUGAAGAAGACCCCUCAACUCGCCGGAGUGGAAGAGGAACCCGAUGCCGGGUUCAUCACUGCCAAACUGUUAGGCGAUUUUAAGGAGAAGAAGACUCAGGGAAAGCAACCUACUGAAGCCGCUGUCGAACCGGCGGCACCUGUGACUGAGCACAGACUGCUCGAUCCUGCGGCGGAAGUUAUCGCCGAUAAGAAGACGAAGAAACUGAAGAAGAAGCUGCCGGAAAAAGAGGAACAACCUUUACAGACGAAGCAACCUGCCAAGGAGGAAAUUCCAGUGCAGGCGAAGCAGCCCACAACGACGGCCGAUAAGACUACUCGUCCUAAAUCACCUGAAAUCCGCAUCCAGCCGCCACAAGCGGUUGACGCUGUCGUCAGUCCCAAGACCGUUGUCGAACCUAAGCAUGUCUCCCCCAUCAAACCUCCUACUAAGCAACCCGAGGCCAAGCCUGAGGCCAAGCCUGAGGCCAAGCCGGAAGCCAAGCCUCAAGCCAAGCCUCAAGCCAAGCCUCAAGCCAAGCCCGAUGCUAAGCCUGAACCUAAGCCUGAGGUCAAUUCUGAGACUGAGAAGACCCCUUCCAAGCCCGAAGUGAAGACCAAUGCGACUCCAGACGCUAAGCCCGUUGCCAAACAAGCCGCCAAGCCUACUCCUAAACCCGUUGCAGCUUCCCAACCUGAACCUUCUAAGCUUGAUCAUGACGACAAUGAUGAAUUUCACUCGCUUGACGAAGAAGAACCCGUACCUCCUUUGAACGCAAAAUCGACAAAAGAAGCAGAGGUUGCAACCGUAGGGCUGCUGGAUAUUGAUCAGUUCGAGAUGAUGCCUCCUAAGAAGAAGACCAAUGGUCAGCCCCCACAAAAGCAGCUGCUGAAAGCGGAGUCUGAUGCGAGCGAAUUAGAGCAAAAGCUUUUAAAGCGUCGCGAGAGGGCACUGCGGAUCGUGCUGGAGUCAGCAUCGCCGCCGGCGCCGGCAGCCCCGAAAACCGUCAAGGUCAACUUGGGGACGAAGCUGAAGGUGUCGGACCUCAUCAAAAAGGUGGAGCUGACGGAGCUGGGCCCGCUGCGCCGCCAGCAAAGACAACGGAACAAGCACGUGAAGGACGAGUCGGAGUCGGAGGCGAGCCCGGCGCCCUCCGACCAGUCCGAGGACCUCAAACGCAGCACCACCAAGAAGUUCACCAAGAAGAUGAACGACGACUUGGACGAAACCCUCGAGAUGUUGAAGGAUAGCAUUUAG